Molecule: messenger RNA, 2334 nt
Organism: Mercenaria mercenaria
Lineage: Eukaryota; Metazoa; Mollusca; Bivalvia; Venerida; Veneridae
Exons: 3
Coding region: 259-1116 (285 amino acids)
Molecular function (GO): acyltransferase activity, transferring groups other than amino-acyl groups
Source: RefSeq, a predicted model, not a curated record
AACGUUAGAUAUUAAAAUUGUUUGUUGAUCUGAGUUUUGUCCGCGUUACAAUUGACUGGCGAUAGAUAUGUGACAUAAAAUGGAAGACAUAUACAGUAUUUUAUCUCUAUUUAGGACUGCAACAACGUGGUUAAAUGUUUACAUCAGAUAACAUGUAGUACAUGUACGAGCGUUUAUCUGUGCUAUAAAUGAAAAUCCGAAGGAAAACACUUUUGUUCAACAACAUAUUUCAUACACAAGUGAUUUAAAUAACUGGCAAUGGAGAAUAAAAUCAAUAUUCGCCUUCACAGAAAUGAAGACAUUAAGUUCUUGUUGGAGAUGACCUCUGAAGAAGGAUGGAGUUUUUCUGAAAUUGAUUGUAGUGCUAGCUUGAAAGCUGAUCCUAAAGGAUUACUUGUAGCAGAAGAUGAGACAGGAUUGCCAACUGGAUUUAUUGGCCUUUUCAACAUGUCGCCUAAUAUGACGUAUGUAAAUGUUUUCGUUGUACGAAAAGAUAUGCGUGGAAGAGGGAUCGGAAAAAAAUUGUGGGCAGCCAUGUUAGAGGCCACUAAAGACAAUAUUUUAGUACUUGAUGGCAUUUCAGACAUGAAAGAGUGGUAUAAACAGCAGGGAUUCUCUUAUGAAGGAUACCGUGCGAUUUUCUGCCAAGGAACAAUUUCUUCUAACGAAACUGCAUCUUUGCAAAACUCAUAUAACAUCGUCCCUCUCUCAGAUGAUAUAUGGCCAGCUCUAAUUGCAUAUGAUAAGCAGGUUUAUCCUUAUUCCAGAGAACGUGCCCUGCAGGCUUGGUUUUACGGUGCCGACAGAUAUAGUGUCGUAGCUCUCCUCGACAAAUGUGUUGUUGGUUAUGUGAAUUGUCAUUGGAAAUCUGAGAAGAAAUGCAACAUCCGGGCAUUAAACGCUGAUAAUGACGUCAUUGCGGAAGCGUUACUAUCGAAUCUACUAAAUAAUAUUUCUCUGGGAUCAGUAGUUUCUUUUAAUUUGCUUGGAGAUAAGCCAAUACCAAAGUGUUUACCAGAAAUAAAGUCCUUUAAAUAUGUGCAUAGACUAUUUACAAAAGGCAUGCCUGGUAUUAGGUCUGAGAAAAUAUUUUUUCCUACGGCUCAUAUGAUUUGAAAAGACACAAGUUUAAAUGGAUAAAAUCUAGCGAUAUGUACAUCUAGCGAUAUGUACAGUAGCUUUUGAAAAACAAUAUUGGAAAAUUCCUUACAAUACCUAAAAUCGUGUUUUGGGUUUUUCUAUUGUGGAUUUAUCAUUUCUUUUCCCUUAGAGUUCACAAAAUCAAGCAGAUGUGCGGAAUUUUAUUAUCUUGUCUUAAAGUUAGAUGUUGCCAUUUCGCGGCCAUUGAUCGAUAUCGUCAUUAGACUGUCCAAACUGGUUUUGGUAUUGAUACGCAGAUCACAGAUCACCAAUCCUGCUUCUUUGUCAAAUCGAGGCCAAGAAGUUUUUACUUUCGAAGAACGCUUGAAAUGUUUUAACUGGCGAAACGUCAAAAAUCUUACCUUUAUUUGUUGAACAAGAAUCUUCUAUCAUAAGUGUUUGGGAAAUACCUGGCAUCCGAUUUAGAACAAACGAAUAUUUAGAAUGUCGCAUUUUCAUCACUCGUAUUGUUUUCGCCACUUCGAUCGCAAAUCAGCCGCUUGGUUAAAGUGGCGACCUGAAUAAUUUAAACUCUUGCUGUAUAAUCGAUUAUUGUCAAUAUAGUGUGAUGCCAGAAUCGUUUGGCAAUAUCGCAUCUUUUAGAGUUUACUCAGGCCUGCAACAUUUUGGAAGCCCGUUCAACUCUGUUCACAGUUAUUCAGUUUAAUCUCUUCCACGGUAAGGGAAGCUGUGCUUGAGAAUAUCGAAGGCAUUUGUCGAAGUUUGCUGCCUUACGAAAUAAUACGAAUGUUACAAGAUUUGAUUUUAUGUAUCAGACACGAAGGUUAUAGCUUGUUUGAACAAUAUGCCACAUAAACGUAUUAUAUUUGGUGACUGAUGUCUGAGUACUAGUGUGGUAUUGACAAUUGUGUCAAGAGUAGCUGACAAACUAUGUCAUAUAUCUACAAUAAUCAUUUAGUAUUAGAUAUUAUCACUUUUUCAAUACUUUUGUAAAAUCCUGUUCCUUAGAAAAACACAAAAUACACACAAAGUGAAUGAAUGUAGUGCUGUACUACCGCCCCAUUUGCUUUAACUAAAACGUACUGAUAAGCUUUCCAUUUAUUCCAUUAUGAAUUUAGAUGUGUUUUUUUUUCUAGAGCAAUACCGAAUUUUCAAAAAGAAUUAUAAUGCUGUAAAUUUUCCACUAUAAAUCACAGAAUUAAAUCUAUUUUUAAAUAAAUAUUACAAAGAUGA